AUCCUUGCCUUCAAGGCUGGUCGUGCUUUUCGACGCGCUGGAACCAAUUUCGUCGAUGCAUCCCCCACCAAAGGCGCGAUUGUCUUGACCAAUGAAGACGGAUACAUACACUUCAUGUGGAAAGACCGAACGACAGGGGAAGUGGGCGAAGAUCUAAUAUUGUUUCCUGGUGAUGCAAAGCUGGAAAAAGUUCCCCAAAGCAGUUGGGGCAGAACCUAUGUCCUUAAAUUCGAGAGCUCCGAUCAAAAACAUUUCUUCUGGCUCCAGGAUUCGUCAACACGUCGUGAUGAGGAAUUCGUGACGAAUUUGAACAGAACGUUAGCUGAUCCCAACAUUAUUGCUAUCUGGGACGCGCGCAACGUUUACCCAGCGUCGGAAGCCUCUACAUCUGCUACUAGUACAUCCACCUCUUCAACUGUUAAUUCCACGCCAGCGGGUACUACCCCAGAACAGCUUGCACAGCUUCGUGGUAUUGUUAGCUCGAUGACCGGCUUCGCGAGUGAAGAUGAACUUUGGUUGACAGAUGUCUUGUCCUCACAAAAUUUGCUUCAGCUUUUUCAAUCACACCCUGAACUCCUCCCAUCACUCUUUCCUCAUCUUCCACCUGAACUUAUCCCAUCGUCAGACGCUACACCCCAGCAGGCAGUAGAAAUAUUACAGCGCACGACUAACUCUCCACCUUUCCGCCUUGCUGUAGCACAGCUUGAUCGGGCGCUUCGCACGGGCGCACUUGGUGAAUUUGUGAGGAGCCUUGGUCUUCCUGAGAGUGCUGCGAUGGGUGUUGGCGCGUUCCUAGCUGCUAUCGCUGAACAAGCAAGACAGGAAGGCGGUACUGAAGAGCGGAUGGAAGAGGAUUAGGGAGUGUGUAAGUGUCGAUCGGACUAUUCUUUUAUGCACCACUGUCCUUUCAAGUGCGGGGGGUUGCUUAGUGUUCAUGUACAAGCUUAUACAUUUGUCACGUUAUUCGUUCCGCACGACUUCUUUGCAGGAAACUACAAUGCAACGGAUGUACAUAUGCCUUGACGAGUUGGAUUCAUGCACGGAAGCUAAUAUGAGUGUUUUCUAUUACAGCAGACGAUCACCAACAGCGACAUUGUUCUGGGGCAAGACGUUUAGUCCCAGGAUACGUGGCAUAAAGCACGGGCUGAUUCACUAAAUGGCUUCUUUGAUGUGUCUUUUAUCAUUCAGUGACAUACCGCCGAAUGUGAUCUACAUGAGCGACAAGCAGUUUGCGAUCAUUUUUGCAAUAUCGUCUUUCAAACUGAAAAACUGCUACUGCUAGUUUUUCAUCUACCCAGCUCUGUGCGCAGGUUAUUGCAGUGUUUGCGAGCACACGGAAAUA
Suillus bovinus is the source of this 1342-nucleotide messenger RNA. RefSeq names its product adhesion regulating molecule. Gene Ontology annotation, molecular function: proteasome binding; endopeptidase activator activity; ubiquitin binding. Lineage: Eukaryota; Fungi; Basidiomycota; Agaricomycetes; Boletales; Suillaceae. Gene Ontology annotation, biological process: ubiquitin-dependent protein catabolic process. The record is from RefSeq and is a predicted model, not a curated record. The annotation marks the transcript as partial. Gene Ontology annotation, cellular component: nucleus; proteasome regulatory particle, lid subcomplex; cytoplasm. The transcript is spliced from 5 exons.